GUGAUUGACCCCCCUAUCUGUGUUGAGCAUCAUGCACUUGAAAGAGCUUUGUGGCUGCAAUGGUCUGGUCUGUGGUGGAGCUAACUAGCAUCAGGCCUAGUCUGCACAGUAGGGUUGAAGGGGCACAACCCCCCUAGGGGGGAGGCAGUGAAGUGUAAAGGUGCUUUGGAAUGGCCCAGCUGCGGCUGAAGGGGAAUAUGCCACAGGGCUGUAAGCGCCCUGACUGUUGUGAUUACCAGCCAUUACCCCGCACCGCUGCGGGAACAGCUGUCGCGCUGCACAGCCUGUGCCUCAGGGCAGGAGCAGGAGCAGGAGCGGAGCCUGCAGUGCCAAGCCGCUUGCACGCGCCCCGGCCCGUCUGCCGGCCGGGCAGGUCGCUGCUGCUGACCCCUCCUCGUGUGGCCCGCGCCCCCCCCCCCCCGCGGCUGGGCUGCAGGGUCACCGGAUUGGCCGCGCCUCCCGCCCGCUGGGCUUGGCUCUGAAUCCCGCUCCGUGGCCGCUGCACUCCAGGCGUCCGCGUCUUGGCAGAGCCCAGCCCGUCUCUCCGCUGCCCUGUGCGGGGAGGCAGAGACGCCCGGCAGUCGGCGAGCACGGCCCGGCGGAGGAGCCCGCUGCAGCAGCCCCCCCGCCCCCCCCCGCACACAGCUCGAGGGAGGGGGACCCCCGCCCCCAGCCUCUCCGUGCGCCAGAGGGCCCGUCCCCAUCCAUCCCCCGGCUGCCGCGCCUCCAGCUCGCCGCGCUACCAGGUCAAGUUUGGAUGCCUUUUGAGUUCAUCUCCUCCUUUCCAGAAGAUAAAUUGUGAAAUUGAAUAAUGUGGACAAUCUUUCCCCUCUCUUUUUGUAUGUGACUUUGAGAAAAGAUUGGUAUGGUCUCAACAGCACAAGAUCAUCUCUAGAAAUUAGCUGCAACUAUGAGUUCAGAGGAGAAGGGUGUAUCUCCUGCUCACAAAACAUCCACUCCAUCACAUAAAAGUGCCUCCUCUUCAUUGUCAUCUCAGAGGGACAGUAAGCAGAGUGCUCAUGUAUUAGAGCGAAAUAUUUCUUUUGGAAGUGCAGACCCAUCUGUAAGCAAGCAGUUGCUCGAAACUGAGUCUGUCUCUCUGUCUAAGGAACCUGACAGCUGGGAAAUCAUAGAGGGGCUGAAAAUAGGCCAGACUAAUGUCCAGAAACCAGACAAACAUGAAGGUUUCAUAAUGAAGAAAAGAAAAUGGCCUUUAAAAGGCUGGCACAAGCGCUUUUUUGUCCUGGAUAAUGGAAUGUUGAAGUAUUCAAAGUCACCAAUUGAUAUUCAGAAAGGCAAAGUACAUGGAAGCAUUGAUGUUGGCUUAUCAGUUAUGUCAAUUAAAAAGAAAGCUCGUAGAAUAGACCUUGAUACAGAAGAGCAUAUCUACCACCUGAAAGUGAAGUCCCAGGAUUCAUUUGAUGCAUGGGUAUCAAAACUGCGCCACCACAGAUUGUACCGUCAGAAUGAGAUUGUAAGAUCACCAAGGGAUGCCAGCUUUCACAUAUUCCCAUCAGCCUCUACUACAGAGUCUUCACCAGCUGCUAAUGUUGCUGUGUUAGAUGGAAAGGUUCCACAAAAUAGCUUCCCAUGGCAACCCCCCAUACCAUGUAGUAAUAGCCUUCCUGCAACAUAUACUACUGGCCAAAGUAAAGUAGUAGCAUGGUUGCAGGAUUCUGAGGAGAUGGACAGAUGUGCAGAAGAUCUUGCACACUGCCAAUCAAACCUUGUGGAACUUAGUAAGCUUCUUCAAAAUUUAGAAAUUCUACAGAGGACUCAAUCAGCACCGAACUUCACAGACAUGCAGGCUAACUGUGUAGAUAUUUCAAAGAAAGACAAGCGGGUCACAAGACGAUGGAGAACAAAAAGUGUCAGCAAAGAUGCAAAAAUACAACUUCAGGAAGGGCCAGCGCUGAAGGGCCAGUUCAGCACAACACGACGCCGGCAGAGACUAGCAGCAGCUGUGGCUACAACAGUCCCUUUCAGUGCUACAAUGUCACCGGUUCGCCUGCACUCAUCCAACCCCAAUCUUUGUGUAGACAUCGAAUUUCAGACUCCCCCAAGCCAGGUAGCUGAUCCCUUGGAAUGCUCCAUGGAGUACAUCAAACUUCAAGAAGAGUUUUGCCUCAUGGCACAGAAAGUUCAUUCUCUUUUGAAGUCUGCCUUUAACAGCAUAGCUAUUGAGAAGGAGAAGCUUAAGCAGAUGGUUUCAGAACAGGACGUUACAGGCCACAAUUCACAAAUAACACGCCUCAGACAAUCACUUUCUCAGGCUCUCAACCAGAAUGCUGAACUAAGGAGUCGCUUGAACAGAAUACAUUCUGAGUCUGUUAUUUGUGAUCAGGUUGUCAGUGUAAAUAUUAUCCCUAGUCCCGAUGAGACUGGUGAACAAAUCCAUGUCAAUCUCCCAUUGUCUCAGCAAGUUUCUAAUGAGAGCAGGCUCUCUAUGUCCGAAUCUGUCUCUGAAUUCUUUGAUGCACAGGAAGUGCUUUUGUCGGCAAGCUCAUCAGAAAAUGAGGCUUCUGAUGAUGAAUCCUAUAUCAGUGAUGUGAGUGAUAACAUAUCUGAGGACAACACCAGUGUUGCAGACAACGUUUUCCGACAAAUUCUUAAUGGUGAGCUAGCAGGAGGUGCAUUCCGGAAUGGACGUCGGACUUGUCUCCCAGCUCCCUGUCCUGAUACCAGUAAUAUCAAUCUGUGGAAUAUUUUGAGAAAUAAUAUUGGCAAAGAUCUCUCCAAAGUCUCCAUGCCAGUUGAGCUAAAUGAACCUCUUAAUACUUUACAACACCUUUGUGAAGAACUGGAAUACAGUGAACUCCUGGACAAAGCUGCUGAAACUGAUGAUCCGUACGAACGCAUGGUUCUCAUAGCUGCCUUUGCAGCUUCAGGGUAUGCCUCCACUUACUACAGAGCAGGAAGCAAGCCAUUCAAUCCAGUGCUUGGUGAGACUUAUGAAUGUAUUAGGGAAGACAAAGGGUUCCGAUUUUUCUCAGAGCAGGUUAGCCACCAUCCACCCAUUUCUGCCUGUCACUGUGAAUCAAAGAAUUUUGUGUUUUGGCAAGAUAUCAGAUGGAAAAAUAAGUUCUGGGGGAAAUCAAUGGAAAUCCUGCCAAUUGGAACACUGAAUGUGACUUUUCCAAAGUAUGGUGAUUACUACGUGUGGAACAAAGUCACCACCUGCAUACACAACAUCCUUAGUGGAAGGAGAUGGAUAGAGCAUUAUGGAGAAAUAACGAUCAGAAACACAAAAAGCAGUGUUUGUAUUUGUAAGCUCACAUUUGUCAAGGUGAAUUAUUGGAAUUCAAAUGUAAAUGAAGUCCAAGGGGUUGUCAUGGACCAAGAAGGAAAGGUGGUCCAUCGCCUCUUUGGAAAGUGGCAUGAAGGGCUAUACUGUGGGGUUGCACCUUCAGCAAAAUGUAUAUGGAGGCCAGGCUCCAUGCCAACCCACUCUGAACGUUAUUAUGGCUUUACAAGGUUUGCUAUUGAACUCAAUGAGUUAGAUCCUGUAUUGAAAGAUAUUCUUCCAACAACAGAUGCACGAUUCAGGCCAGAUCAGAGACUUUUGGAAGAAGGAAAUGUAGAAGCAGCAGCCACAGAAAAGCAAAGAAUAGAGGAACUCCAGAGAAGUCGAAGGCGAAACAUGGAGGAGAACAACAUUGAAUACAAACCAAAAUUUUUUAAAAAAGUUAUCGAUGCCAAUCAAAGAGAGAGCUGGGUUUCUAAUGACACCUAUUGGGAGCUGCGAAAGGAUCCUGGCUUUAGUAAAGUAGAAACCCCCAUACUCUGGUAAACUGAGAAUGUAGAUCUAGCAAACAUAUCACUCUCUGAAGAAAAAAUUAAUAACUAUGCACAAUAUGUUUCUUAUAGCUAAGUGUGGUUUGUGGGUCUACAGAAAACCUACCAUUCGCUUUUAUAUUCAUCUUUAUAAUGGACUUUCGAAAGUGCAUUAGACCAGGUCCUUGACCACUUUUGGAUCCUUUUUAUUUUGCAGCAGCCAUUUAAAAAUAACCUUUAAAGUUUCAUGUAUUAAAAAUGCAAAGCAAAGGAAGCAGAUUCGUUAUCCAAAGUUGCUCGGAAGAGGUUGUAAUACACAAAACUGCAACUGGUGCUUAAAACAGACAUUGAGAGUAACAACAAACAAAAUGAAAGAAAAAACAUUUUGUUUUAACUUAUUUUGUUAAAAACUCUUGUGUUACAACAGUCUAUCAUUUCCGGCUUGAGGCUAGUCCUUUAGUGUGAUGUGCUUGGACUGGCCUUGUCAAAAAGACAUAAUGCUUUUCUGGAAGCUGUUCCCAUUCAUAUGCCAUUGUUCAUGCCUUAAGCAAAACAUGAAGAUAUCCAAUAAGUCAUUUUAAAAUAUGUAUUCUUAG
Molecule: messenger RNA, 4370 nt
Organism: Mauremys reevesii (Reeves's turtle)
Lineage: Eukaryota; Metazoa; Chordata; Testudines; Geoemydidae
Gene: OSBPL6
Product: oxysterol binding protein like 6
Exons: 25
Coding region: 911-3790 (959 amino acids)
Cellular component (GO): perinuclear endoplasmic reticulum; intracellular membrane-bounded organelle; plasma membrane
Molecular function (GO): cholesterol binding
Source: RefSeq, a predicted model, not a curated record